UAAACACAGAGCUUCAUGUUGGGGCUUUUCAAAAUAAAAUCCAUGGACUACCACGAUGUGUUGCAUGCGGGUUAAUGAAGAGGUCUCCCUUCCUUCGCGGUUCAUCUGCUUUUUCAGCAGACUUGACGCAUCUAGCGUCGUGCGUCGCUGCGUCGCCGGUAGAGGAGGCGUUGGCGCAUCGCGCUACUAUUGCUGCUGUUGCUGGUGGUGCUGGUGCUGCUCCCGCUGCUGCUGCUGACACAGAAACCGGCUGUCCUGCACUGAAACAGGGGCACACAACCAAGACGUUCCGGUCACCAUCUCAUUUGGAGGGAGCCGCCUUGUCGUUAAAAGUUUCACUGUUAGAGAUCACUCACCAGCUUGAAAAUGAUCAAGAACGGACAUCACCACCACCAAGUGAACACAGCAGCCGGGAAAGACGCAGGGACGACCCCCGGCGCUGCAGCUUGCAGUCCCGAGAAGAGGAGGAGAAGAAUCCGGGUGUGGUGCGAUGGCUGCUAUGACAUGGUGCAUUAUGGACACUCCAAUCAGCUGCGACAGGCCAAGGCCAUGGGAGAUUACCUCAUCGUUGGAGUACAUACAGACAGUGAGAUUGCAAAGCAUAAGGGUCCACCAGUCUUCACUCAGGCAGAAAGAUACAAGAUGGUGCGGGCCAUAAAAUGGGUGGAUGAGGUCGUGGAAGGAGCACCUUACGUCACCACCCUCGGGACCCUUGACAAGUACAACUGUGACUUCUGUGUGCACGGAGAUGAUAUAACACUAACAGUGGACGGUAAGGAUACAUACGAGGAGGUGAAGAAGUCAGGACGGUACAGGGAGUGUAAGAGAACCCAGGGAGUGUCAACCACAGAUCUGGUUGGCAGGAUGCUGCUGAUGACCAAAGCACACCACAGCAACAUUGAUAGUUCAGACUAUCAACAGCACACAGACAACUUUGGAAAGGGGUCGCAUGGUCAGAAGGGCCAUAGUCCCUGGACGGGAGUGUCUCAGUUCCUGCAGACUUCACAGAAGAUCAUCCAGUUUGCUUCAGGCCAGGAGCCUCAACCUGGAGACACCAUCAUCUAUGUGGCAGGAGCCUUUGACCUCUUCCACAUUGGCCAUGUAGACUUCCUGGAAGCAGUGCAUAAGCUUGCCGAAAAGCCAUACAUUAUAGUGGGGUUGCACUUUGAUCAGGAGGUGAAUCGUUACAAAGGGAAAAACUACCCCAUCAUGAAUGUCCACGAGAGAACGCUUAGCGUCCUGGCUUGUCGAUAUGUGUCAGAAGUGGUGAUUGGUGCUCCCUUUGCAGUCACAAAAGAUUUACUGGACCAUUUUAAGGUGGAUCUUGUUUGCCAUGGAAAAACAGAAAUUUACCCUGGAAAGGAUGGAUCUGACCCUUAUGCUGAGCCCAGGAGGAAAGGAAUCCUGCGCACUGUUGACAGUGGGAACAGCCUCACCACAGACGCCAUUGUGCAGAGGAUAAUCAAAAACAGGUUACAGUUUGAAGCAAGAAACCAGAAGAAGGAGGCUAAAGAAAUCGCUGUGAUCCAGGCCAUGAAGCGACAAGAGGAGGAAAAGACUAAAGAAAGAGCCCAGGCUGUGCUGUAGGAAGGCCCCACAAAGGCACCAUCAACUAAGUGUCAUAACACCGACAAGCUCACUUAAUCUUAUCUCAUGUACAGUUAAAUCAACCCUUUUAUAAAUGUUAUGACACCCUCCACACAAAAUCUGGGCUAAUAACAGCAGUCUUUACAGCAGCCCGUUUGUAGCCAGUCUGCUGUGGGAUCAUCAGGUAUACAAUUUGUGUGUGUGUGUGUUUGUGUGUGUGUGUGUGUGUGUGUGUGUGAGUGUGUGUGUGUGUGUGUGUGUGUGUGUGCACGCGUGUGUGUGUGUGUGUGCACGCGUGUGUGUGUGUGUGUGUGUGUGUGUGUGUGUGUGUGCGUGCGUGCGUGUGUGCGUGGGUGCGUGCGUGCGUGUGUGCGGGGGGUCCUCUGUGUAUUAAUAUAUUCUGCAUAUGCAACUACAUGUUCAUGUCAGUCAAAAAAAUCAGACAUACAGAUAUGUAACUAUUGAGUUUUGGACAAAACAAUUAGAACAACAAAAGUUAGAACAAGGGAGAUAUCACGUCUUCUUCAACUGUCUGUUUUAUGUCUUUGGAUAUUUUUAAUUCCUCGAGUACUUUUAUUUUUUUGAUUUAAAAAAUAUUAAAUUUUUAAAUAUUAAAUCAUGGGAUUUGGGCAUAGAAGGAGCAAGUGUGGGUGGGGACCUGAGAUGCUGGUCAGACAUUGAACUAUAGCAAGAAAGAGAUUUGAUUUGUUAUUUCCAUGGGGCUGUUGCUGCUUUCUGCCCAUCGAUGGGCUUAGCCCCACAACUGAUCUAUCUUUGUAUAUACUGUAUGUACUGUAUGUAUGUAUUAUAAAGUGAUUACAGGCUCUCUGGAGGAUUAGGGGAAAAAGGUUCCCUCUUUCUCUGGUUCAAACUUGGGUUGCUUGGAAGUGAGAAGAUGGACUCUUUUGGGACCUCAUGUACAGCCUAUACCAGAUCCUGCUCCAGACUGCACAGACUUCUCAGAAAUCAUCAGAACUGUUCUGUUUGUAUUAUUAGAGCAGGUUUUUAACUCAAAAAUGCACACUGUUGAGACCUGCAUGCCUGGCCUUUUGAGUGCAAUUUUUUUUUUUUUUUUUUUUAAACCAACACUCCUUUGAUUUAUCCUAAUAUAGAGAACACUACAGAGUUUUAACAGACUGCUUUUAACCUUUAGUUUUCAUAGUAUAAUGAGGGAACAAUGACAGAUGCUCAGUGUUGUGAACUUGACCAUAAAAUAGACCUCUUACUGUCAUUUUUGAGCCCUGAACAAUUUAACCUCUGUCUCUCUAUCAAAUGGGAUUAAAUAAUAUAUUUUUUGUAGAUGUAUAUUUUACUCACCUUCUCUCCAUUAACUACUGUAUAGAUUCAUAUUGUUUAAAAAGCAUAAUAAUAUAUCUGUAUGUCAAGUUGGAAUAUAUUCAGUGUAGGCUAAUCUAUAUGUUAUUGACAACUCCCGGUUGACAAAUACUGUAGAAACUGAUGGGACUACAGUAUAUUAUUGCUGACAAUAAUAAGAAUUUAAUCUGAAAAGCUG
Messenger RNA from Seriola aureovittata, 3100 nucleotides. RefSeq names its product ethanolamine-phosphate cytidylyltransferase-like. The record is from RefSeq and is a predicted model, not a curated record. The coding region runs from base 367 to 1587 and encodes 406 amino acids. The transcript is spliced from 13 exons. Gene Ontology annotation, cellular component: cytoplasm. Gene Ontology annotation, biological process: phosphatidylethanolamine biosynthetic process. Gene Ontology annotation, molecular function: ethanolamine-phosphate cytidylyltransferase activity. Lineage: Eukaryota; Metazoa; Chordata; Actinopteri; Carangiformes; Carangidae.